GGGGCGGCGCGAGACAGACGGGCCGCUCGGCGCGGCCUCCCUCCGCCUCUGCCCGGCCCGGGGGCGGAGGCGGGGGGAGGGGGGGCUGCCGAAGUUUGGUCCCGCGGCGCCGAACCCCAGUCUCGGGCCGAGCGCGGGCGGCAGCCGGCCCGCCUCAGCCGGCCGCGGCGGGAGGAGCGCGGCGCCGCGUCGCGCCGCGGGCAGCGAGCUCCGCAUUCGAACCUCCCUCGCAAAGACAGUCUCCGCCCCACAAUGCACCGCGGCGGGCAGCCUUUGAAAAAGCGGCGCGGCUCGUUCAAGAUGGCGGAGCUCGACCAGUUGCCUGACGAGAGCUCUUCAGCAAAAGCCCUUGUCAGUUUAAAAGAGGGAAGCUUAUCUAACACAUGGAAUGAAAAGUACAGUUCUUUACAGAAAACACCUGUUUGGAAAGGCAGAAACACAGGCUCUAAUGUAGAAAUGCCUUUCAGAAAUUCAAAACGAAGUAGACUAUUUUCAGAUGAAGAUGACAGACAAAUAAAUACACGAUCACCUAAAAGAAACCAAAGGGUUGCAAUGGUCCCACAGAGCCCAGCAAGCUACCCAGAGUAUGGAGCCCACACGGCAGAGCCUGGCAAGCUACCUAAAUUUACAGCAACAAUGUCAACACCGGAUAAGAAAGCCUCACAGAAGAUUGGUUUUCGAUUACGUAACCUCCUCAAGCUUCCCAAAGCACAUAAAUGGUGUAUAUAUGAGUGGUUCUACUCCAAUAUAGAUAAACCUCUAUUUGAAGGCGAUAAUGAUUUUUGUGUAUGUCUAAAGGAAUCCUUUCCUAACUUGAAAACAAGAAAGUUAACAAGAGUAGAAUGGGGAAAAAUCAGGCGACUUAUGGGAAAACCACGGAGAUGUUCUUCUGCAUUUUUUGAGGAAGAGAGAUCAGCAUUAAAACAGAAACGGCAGAAAAUAAGACUUUUACAACAAAGGAAAGUUGCAGAUGUUUCACAAUUCAAAGAUCUUCCAGAUGAAAUCCCUUUACCCCUGGUUAUUGGAACCAAAGUUACAGCACGAUUACGUGGUGUUCAUGAUGGUCUGUUCACUGGACAAAUAGAUGCUGUGGAUACUCUUAUGGCUACCUAUAGAGUAACUUUUGAUAGGGCAGGGCUCGGAACCCACACCAUCCCUGACUAUGAAGUUCUUAGUAACGAGCCUCAUGAGACAAUGCCAAUUGCUGCCUUUGGACAAAAACAACGGCCUUCUAGAUUUUUUAUGACUCCACCGCGGUUACAUUUUACUCCUCCUCUCCAAUCACCAAUUACAGAUAAUGAUCCUUUAUUAGGACAGUCGCCAUGGAGAAGUAAAAUUUCUGGCUCUGACACUGAAACAUUAGGUGGUUUUCCAGUAGAAUUCCUUAUCCAAGUGACCAGAUUAUCAAAGAUUCUAAUGAUUAAAAAGGAACAUAUUAAGAAAUUAAGGGAAAUGAAUACAGAAGCAGAAAAAUUGAAAUCAUAUUCUAUGCCCAUUGGCAUUGAAUUUCAGCGAAGAUAUGCAACAAUUGUUCUAGAGCUGGAACAGCUGAACAAAGACCUAAACAAAGUUUUACAUAAAGUUCAACAGUACUGCUAUGAGCUUGCUCCAGACCAGGGCCUCCAGCCCGCAGACCAACCAACAGAUAUGAGACGAAGAUGUGAGGAAGAAGCACAGGAAAUUGUUCGGCAUGCAAAUUCCUCAACGGGACAGCCCUGUGUUGAAAAUGAAAACCUUACAGACUUAAUCUCCAGGCUUACAGCUAUUUUAUUACAGAUUAAGUGUCUAGCAGAAGGAGGAGACCUGAAUUCCUUUGAAUUCAAAUCACUUACAGAUUCAUUAAAUGAUAUCAAGAAUACAAUAGAUGCUUCUAAUAUCAGUUGUUUUCAGAAUAAUGUAGAAAUCCAUGUUGCACAUAUUCAGAGCGGCCUGAGCCAGAUGGGAAACUUACACGCCUUUGCAGCAAAUAAUACCAACAGAGACUGAAUAGAAGAUAUAAUUAUUCGACUGCAGAGGACAUUGUUUUUGAGAAGUUCCUUUCCUUUAUAUAGGCUUCCAACACCAAAUAACCUAACUUCUGGAAAACAAGGGAAAUUUAAAUCUUCAAAUAAGGCAUUUUAAUAUACUGUACUGCUUCUUAAACCAGCAUUGCUGACCAGCAUUAUAUUUAUUUUUCUUUUAUUAUUCAGCUGUAGUAGCAUUGCUUAUGUCACAUGUUUUUUAGCAAGUAUUUUAAAACUGAAAAUGUCUGAAUGUAAUAGGUUUUCAUGGAAGACUGUGUUGACCAUUUAUCUAUGUGCAUGAAUCCAACACUUGCAGAUAACUACUGAAAUUGAGAAUAUGAAGAAACAUGGUUUUUUUGUGGUUUCUAUGCUCAACACUGUGGAAAUAUCUAGAAAAUUACAACUCCAGAUUCUUUAGUUGAUCACCAUCUCAGUCUUCAAAAGAUAACAUCCUGAGAUACAGGAAGUCCUAGUUUUAAGGAAGCCACUGGAAUAUAGAUGGGAAAUAUGGACUUAACAAGUAUAUGUGUUAUAUACUUGCAGUGUGACAUGGUUUUAUAGAUCAUUUUAUAAUAAUAUUUUAAUUUAUCAUAAUUUAUAAAAAAAAGUUUGUUGUUUGUCUGUUGAAAGAAAAUGAAGGAGCAGAAAAAAAAACAUUACUGCAAAAUGCUUAAUUUCAGCAUAUGAAUUUGGCAUGUCUUCCCAUCAAUUCAGGGUGAAAGUACUAUUGUUGAGAUUUAUCUUUAAAGACUGGUAACACACUAUUUUCGUAUUUUUUUGUUUAUUUGCACAACUUUCGAACCAGGUUACUGGUUCAAAUCCAACAAUUUAUAAAGUUAAAAACAUUUUAUAAGGAAACAUAUAAUGAGUGCUAUGAAAUGCAGAAAAGGUUUGUAUUUGAUUGUGGGUUUUUCAUUUGUUUUGGUUUUGGGUUUUUUGUAAGAAAACCCUGCCUAAAAUGUUAAUCUUGUAAAAAUGUGUAUUUGGAAUUUUGUUUUAAAAUAGAUAUUAUAAAGUUAAAUAUAAUAAAUUGUUUUCAGAUUUGGAGUUAAAGAUAUAGCUAUAGAAGUGGCUUUGAUUCUUUCAGAUGUCUCAUAAAAUGAGACUUUUUAUAUGUUAAUGUAUAAUAAAACUGAAACAAGAUUAUUUUCCAUUUGAAAUUUUUGUAUAGCUUAAAAAUGCUUCCAUAUUCUUUGUUGGUAAUGUGCUACUGCAAUACUUUAGUGCAGAGUUUAUAUUUAGCUAAACUGUUAUGUUAAUUAAGAAAUGCAUAAAUCUUUUAUUCUUAAUAUUUGUAAUUCUAAAUAAAUUGAUCUAUGAAAAUUUA
Molecule: messenger RNA, 3330 nt
Organism: Sorex araneus (European shrew)
Lineage: Eukaryota; Metazoa; Chordata; Mammalia; Eulipotyphla; Soricidae
Gene: LIN9
Product: lin-9 DREAM MuvB core complex component
Exons: 16
Coding region: 253-1986 (577 amino acids)
Biological process (GO): DNA-templated transcription; regulation of cell cycle; regulation of transcription by RNA polymerase II
Cellular component (GO): transcription repressor complex; nucleoplasm
Molecular function (GO): DNA binding
Source: RefSeq, a predicted model, not a curated record